AAAAGAAGAAUAAAACACCCUCCUCCAGUCUUCGGACCGUUUCUCUAUGUCUUUCUUGAUUUGAAACAACGCUAGCGGAGAUCUCAAAUGCGCCAUCGAUCCUUUGCAUCUUCGCUCUCUGCCUUCACCGGGACGUCUGCAGUCUUUCUUUUGUUAGAGGAAUAUAUCAUCGCCUUCUUGUGUUCCUGAUCAUGGUUGGGAGAUCUUUCUCUCUGGAUUUCUGUGAUCAAGUGGGGACUGGGGCUUCUGUCUUCACUCAUCAGUUAAGGGAUGAUGGCAAGCGACUGGGGAAAGGGUGCUAAUAAAGGUGAAACUUCUGCAUCUGCUUCUACAUCUGCUUCUAAUGCUGUUCAGGAUGUGUGUGGUGAUGAGAUUCAAAGACGGCGGCCCUUGCAUGGGAGGACCACUGGUCCAACGCGUCGCUCAACCAGAGGGCAGUGGACUUCCGAAGAGGACGCAAUACUGCAAACAGCUGUCCAGGAGUUUAAAGGAAAAAAUUGGAAAAAGAUAGCUGAAUGUUUUCCAGACCGGACCGAUGUUCAGUGCUUGCACAGGUGGCAGAAGGUUUUAAAUCCUGAGCUUGUGAAAGGACCAUGGACAAAAGAGGAAGAUGAGAAAAUCAUUGAAAUGGUAAAUAAACAUGGACCCAAGAAGUGGUCCACCAUUGCUCAAGCAUUAAAUGGACGCAUUGGAAAACAAUGCCGGGAAAGGUGGCACAAUCAUCUUAACCCUGCUAUUAACAAGCAGGCAUGGACUCAAAAAGAGGAGAUAGCACUGAUUCAUGCUCAUCAAAUUUAUGGAAAUAAAUGGGCAGAGUUGACCAAAUUUUUACCAGGCAGGACAGACAAUGCUAUAAAAAAUCAUUGGAACAGCUCUGUAAAGAAGAAAUUGGACUCAUAUCUGGCAUCGGGUCUGCUAGCCCAGUUCCAAGGCCUGCCUCAUGCGGAAAAUCCUGCCCAGUGCAUCUCUUCAUCUGUAGUGAAUCAACAAAACAGUGAAGAUAGUCGCAUUAAAGACAGACAAGAGGUUGAAGAUUCAUCAGAAUGUAGCAAAGAGUCAUCAUCAGCCUUGGUUGGUUGCUCUCAAUCUGACUACGAAUUGGCUAUUACAGUUCGUGAUGAUAUACAACUUGCAGAGGCUGCCAAGAAGAAAGAUAUACAUGAUUCUCAGUUGUCAAUGUGCUCCAAAGACUAUUACGCUUCCAUGGAGGAAAUUGAGUGCAUUGUCCCUGAGACACAAUGUGAACCUAUGGUCUCCGUAACUGCUCCCUGUCAAAAUUUGCAUGAGAUUGAAAUAUCAGGAAGAUUGGCUAACCAAAUGGUUUCACAAGAAUUGCCUAACUCUUUGCUGGAGGCAGCCCAGAGAUCACCAGAGUUAAAAAGGACAUCAGAAUACCAUAAAAACAAAUCUCUUUUGUUUCCAGAUUCUGGAGGACCGAAAAUGGCUACAUGUAUCACAAACAGUGGUGUAGAAUCUGAGAACCACAAUAAAAUUUCAAUGGCUGAAGCUGAUUGCUGUAGUGGAAGUGUUUUUGGGGCAGAAAUGCAUGAAGAUGUUACUAUGGAAAAUCCUAUUACUGCACCAAACAUUAUAAAUAUGGAUUACUACUUGGGAUCUGGAAGUUCCCAACCUGAUUUCUACGGUUCUUUGGCUUAUAGGAAUUUAAUUUCUUGCUCACAGCCUCAAUAUCCAGCCAAUUCAUCAGAUAUGCUGGGGAACUCAUAUUGUCAGGGUUUGAUGACUGUAGUUCCUCCAUCUUAUAUAUGUCCAGAUGAUGGAAAACCAAUUUGUAGAAGUGAUGAUGCUGUGACUAGAGACAUUUCUGUUGGAACUCAAUAUUCAGAACUUAUUACAUGCAUGUAUGAUGGCUUUGCUUAUUCCAACUGCUCUUCUUUAUCCCCUAGUGGUGGUUCUAGGUCUAAGAUUUUUGUGCCUGAAGACCAGCACAAAGAAAAUGAAACUCCGGUGCAAACCUAUAUGGCAAUGAUGGAUUCUGAACCUCCAAAUGCCAUGGAUAACAUUACAUCAUCAGAUGAAAAUCCAGCCAUACAGACUGAAGAACAUCCGGAUGCUGGAGCUCUAUUUUAUGAACCUCCACGUUUUCCAAGCUUGGAAAUUCCAUUUGUCAGUUGUGACCUUAUAUCCUCUGGUGAUCUUCAGCAGGCAUACAGUCCCCUUGGAAUUCGGCAGCUGAUGAUGUCUUCUACAUCAUGCAGCCUAUGGGAUUCACCUUCUCAUGAUGAGAGUCCUGAUGCUUUACUUAAAAGUGCUGCCAAAAGCUUCAUAUGCACCCCUUCCAUUAUGAAGAAACGGCAACGUGAACUGUUGUCACCUUUGCAGGAACGGAGAAUUGACAAGAAAUCUGGCAUAGACACGGAUCGUGUGUUAUUUUCAACACCUUCUAUAAGCAGAACUGAUAAUUUCUCAAUGGGCAUCAUGAAUGAUGAAGGUGUUGCUCCCAGAAUUUCUUCCUGUUCUAGUGAGGCCAAUGCUCUUUACCCUUCAAAUCAUCAGAAAAAGAAACAUGAGAUUUGUUUGGAGCAGAAAGAAAAUUUGGACUGCACUCCAAGUUAUCAAAAGGAUGAAGAUGCCUUGGUGGAAGCUAAAGCCAGGAUUUCAAGCAACGAAUCCAAAAGCAGUUUUUAUCAAGCUAAGAAGGAACAAUGCACAACUGCCAUCAGUGCCCCAACUAACCUUCAUGCUAAUGUUACAGAAAAUGAACCACCUGCUGGAGUUCUUGUUGAACAUAAUACCAAUGACAUGCUGUUGUUUUCAACUGAUCAAGAUGGGCAUCCUGUAAAUGGACAAAUAAGAACUGCUGCUAGGUCUUUGGAAGACCAAACUUUCAGAAGUUUUGAGAUUUCACCAAACAAGGGUCACUCAGAUGCUCGAUCUGAAGCUUUAUCUGAUCUUUCUGGCCCCCUGUCUCCUAGAGUUGGUGAAAGUAUGCAGGAACAGCAACAGGUUCCGGUUACAUCAGCACAAUGUGCCCUGUCAGUGCAUCCAUUAGAGGUUUCAGUUGAAAAGCAUGGUUCAUUGAUUGACAUGGACCUUGAAAACUUAAACAUCAGUUUUGCUGACACACCAGGCAUCAAAAGAGGGAUAGAAUCUCCUUCAGCAUGGAAAUCACCUUGGUUUAUGAAUUCACUUCUUCCAGGACACAGAAUCGAUACAGAUAUAACAUUUGAGGACAUAGGAUACUUCGUGAGCCCAGGAGACAGAAGCUAUGACGCCAUUGGACUGAUGAGACAGUUAAGUGAACACACUGCUUCUGCUGUGGCCGAGGCACAAGAGGUAUUGGCAAGUGGAAGCCCCGGAGUGGAUUUUGACAAAAGACACUCUGGCAAGGAAAAUUUCCAGAAAGAAAAUAUUCAGUCAGACAAAGAACUGGGAGAUCAUCCUCUGACACCGAAAGUCAUGAUGGAAGCGCGAAUUCUUGAUUUCAAUGCAUGUGCAACACCUGUCAGGAAAACAGAAAAUAAGAAAAUAGGCAAUAUAGGAACCUCAGUAAACUUCUCGAGCACAUCUUCUUAUCUUAUGAAGGGCUACCGGUAGCUGGUUGUGGUAUUGCCAAAAAUGAAAAUAACUUCAGCCUAUCUCUUCUAAGCAUUAUUCAAAGAGAGAUGAGCUCAGUGGAAGCAUAUUGACAGGUAAUAUAUCCUUAUGUGCUCCCUACACCAUGUGCGUUACAUGUGCUGAAUGCUUGUCAGCUAAUAUGAGACCUUUACCCACAAAAAAGAUAUGGGAACCAACUCUGGAACCAAAAUGCUCUUCCUUCGGUACCAAAACAUUGGUAAAUCAUUUGUGGCAUCCAAUUACCAAAACAUUGGUAAAUCGUUUGCAGCAUUCGAUCUCCAUGACCGGUUGUAUUUGAAACAGAUUUCAUAUUGAAAUUUAUGCAUAUUUUAUGUCAUCUACUUUUAUGCAUAAGCCAUGGUCCUGACUUGCUCAAAUGGCUUAUAAGGUCCUAAAGUACUCCUGGCACCCAGGAAUGGAAACCCCAUGUUCUUUCUAUUUCUUUGUAUAUUUGAUUUGAUACCUCUGUAAGAUGCACAACUUGGGGACAACUGGCUGCCUCAGGAACAUGGACUUGGUUAGUCUUCUCGUCUCAGCCAUGGGUAAUAAAUAGCUUCAGAUCUGUCAUUAAAUAACUUAUAAUUAUAGACCUGUGAUAGAACACAGAUUAACAGAUGUUUAUCUCUGAAUAAUUGUAAUCUCUGAAAAAAUUGCUACUGAACAACCAUGGAAUCUAUUCUUUGCUCGGUCCAUGCCAAUGCAGUACUAGAACACUGCCAUAUAUGUUUGGACUAAAUGGUGAAAUAGUAUGAGCCAAACUGC
Molecule: messenger RNA, 4338 nt
Organism: Elaeis guineensis (African oil palm)
Lineage: Eukaryota; Viridiplantae; Streptophyta; Magnoliopsida; Arecales; Arecaceae
Product: transcription factor MYB3R-1
Biological process (GO): regulation of DNA-templated transcription
Cellular component (GO): nucleus
Molecular function (GO): DNA-binding transcription factor activity, RNA polymerase II-specific; RNA polymerase II cis-regulatory region sequence-specific DNA binding
Source: RefSeq, a predicted model, not a curated record